Hippoglossus stenolepis (Pacific halibut) is the source of this 5955-nucleotide messenger RNA. It is a transcript of the gene nt5c2b, whose product is annotated as 5'-nucleotidase, cytosolic IIb. The record is from RefSeq and is a predicted model, not a curated record. Gene Ontology annotation, molecular function: 5'-nucleotidase activity. Bases 434 to 2233 code for a protein of 599 amino acids. The transcript has 19 exons. Lineage: Eukaryota; Metazoa; Chordata; Actinopteri; Pleuronectiformes; Pleuronectidae.
CCGCCCCCUGAAUGUCUCAUAACAACAGCUGGCAGCAGAAAGACAGAGAGAAUCAAAGAGAGAAAGGGAGAGAGAAAGAGACAGAGACACAGGAAGAGAGGAAGAGAGGAAGAGAGGAAGAGACAGCGACACAGAGAGAGAGAGAGAGAGAUACAGAGAUACAGGAAGACAGGAAGAGACAGCGAGAGAGAGAGACACACACACACACAGACACACACAGAGACAGAGAGACAGGGCUGGGACACUCUCCUCCGCUGUCUGCCUUCCACACAGUAAACAUCAGUCGCUUUCCCCCGCAGCUUCCUCUUCACAACAAUCCUCCUCAGGUCUCUUGUCUCUCCUGCCUCCUCUUCCUCUCCUGGCUGCGGGCGCAUGCUCACACUCGGAGACGGUGCAGUUUUCCGGAGCUCAGAGACACUGACCGUUUUUAAAGAUGACCACCUCAUGGAGUGACAGACUGCAGAAUUAUGCAGACUUGCCCGCCAACAUGGACAGGCUGUCGAUGAAGAAGUACAGGAGAGAGCCCUACCACAGGGUGUUUGUCAACAGAAGUUUGGCCAUGGAGAAGAUUAAGUGCUUUGGCUUUGACAUGGAUUACACUUUAGCAGUGUACAAGUCACCGGAGUACGAGUCACUCGGCUUUGAGCUCACAGUGGAGCGCAUGGUCUCCAUCGGUUACCCCCAGGAGCUGCUCAGUUUUGUGUACGACCCAUCCUUUCCCACCAGGGGCCUUGUGUUUGAUACCAUGUAUGGAAACCUGUUGAAGGUAGAUGCCUAUGGUAAUAUCCUGGUCUGUGUCCACGGAUUCAACUUCCUCCGAGGCCCAGAGAUUCGUGAACGGUACCCAAACAAGUUCAUCCAGAGAGAUGAUACAGAGCGCUUUUAUAUCCUUAACACACUCUUCAACCUGCCAGAGACCUACCUCUUUGCAUGCCUUGUGGACUUUUUCUCCAACUGUGACAGAUACACAAGCUGUGAAACUGGCUUCAAAGAUGGAGACCUCUUCAUGUCCUACAAGAGCAUGUUCCAGGACGUCCGCGACUCAGUUGACUGGGUCCACUUCAAGGGUACGCUGAAGGAGAAGACAGUUGAGAACCUGGAGAAGUAUGUAGUGAGGGAUGGGAAGCUGCCUCUCCUCCUCAGCAGAAUGAAUGAAGUAGCCAAGGUUUUCUUGGCUACCAACAGUGACUUCAAAUACACUGACAAAAUCAUGACCUACCUGUUUGACUUUCCUCAUGGCCCCAAGCCUGGUACCUCCCACCGACCGUGGAAGUCCUACUUUGAUCUGAUCCUGGUGGACGCCAGGAAGCCGCUGUUCUUCGGGGAGGGGACGGUGCUCCGACAAGUCGACACGACAACAGGGCGUCUGAAGAUAGGAACCUACACAGGACCUCUGCAGCAUGGGAUAGUCUACUCUGGAGGUUCGUCAGACAUCGUGUGCGACCUGCUUGGAGCCAAGGGGAAGGAUAUCGUGUACAUCGGGGACCACAUCUUCGGAGACAUCCUCAAGUCCAAGAAGCGUCAAGGCUGGAGGACGUUCCUGGUCAUACCCGAGCUGGCCCAGGAACUGCACGUGUGGACCGACAAGAGCUUUGCAUCAGACUAUUUCCAAGUAUCGCAGUGCAUCAGAAAAAGGACUCAGCAGGGACUUGACCUAGAACAGAAGCUGCAACGUCAGACCUUGUCAUUAUUUGAAGAACUGCAGGGCCUGGACAUUUUCUUGGCUGAACUCUACAAACAUCUGGACAGCAGCAGCAACGAGAGGCCAGACAUCAGCACUCUUCAGGGAAGAGUCAAGAAAGUGACACACGACAUGGACAUGUGCUACGGCAUGAUGGGUAGCCUUUUCCGCAGUGGCUCCAGACAGACCCUGUUUGCCUCCCAAGUGAUGCGAUACGCCGACCUGUACGCCGCCUCCUUCAUCAAUCUACUGUACUACCCCUUCAGCUACCUCUUCCGGGCCGCACAUGUGCUGAUGCCCCAUGAGUCGACGGUCGAACACACCCACGUGGACAUCGACAUGGAGUCGCCGCUGGCCACGCGCAACCGCACCCACUGCAACGACUGCAAGGACAUGGAGUGCAAACGCAACCAGCUGACCCGCUCCUUCAGCGAGAUCAAGCCUCCCAACCUCUUCCCACAGACCCCCCAGGAGAUCACUCACUGCCACGAUGAAGAUGACGACGAGGAGGAGGAGGAGGAGGAGGAGGAGGAGGAGGAAGAGGAAGAGUAGUAAGGUGGACAUGGAGAGGAGAGCCAUGCUCCUGCUCCUGCCUUCCAAUGUUUCCCAGUAGAGUCAGUUGCUCUCUCAGAGUGAGGCAGAGAGGAAACACCUCCAGUAUGUAUGUGUGUGUCUACUGUAUCAGUACUGUAUGCUCACACACACACACACACACACACACACACACACACACACACACACACACACACACACACACACACACACUCUGAGAUUUGUGAGGAAAGUAUAAAGGACCAGUAGCGAGACAGAUUGUAUGAAGACUGUAUUAAUUCUAGGUCCUCUAAUGCAACUUCAUUAUAAGAAAAUUAUAUUUGUUUUUGAUUUAAUCUCUGUAUCCUUUCCCUCACCACACACACACACACACACACACACACACACACACACACACACACACACACACACACACACACACACACACACACACACACACACACACACACACACACAGUAAAAAUAUAAAUAUCACAUAUUGUUUAUCAUUCUGUUUUAUAAGUUGACUUUUGAGACCUGCUGGUGGAAUAAACAGACGUACACUUAAAUCCACCAGACACGGUCAAUACACUGUAGUUUUAAUUACAACACACUAGCCUUGCAGUAUGCACAUUGUAAUCAAACAAAAAAAUAUUUUUUAUGCAACUUGGGAACAACGUUCAGUUUGUCAUGUUUUGCUCCAUUUUGUCGAUUUCCUUCAUGAUAGAGGAGUGAUUUCUUCUAACUUGUAUGUAAGUGUGUGUGUGUCUGUGUGUGUGUGUGUGUAUCUGCCAAAGUAGACUCACUCAGACUGUAGCACCCUGAGUGACGGCGAGCGAAAGAUCCACUGUAUCAACCUGAAGCACUGAAGCACUGAAGCACAGGCCAGCGUGAAGCCGUUAAACAUGUGGUACGCAAGUGGCUGUUGAACUGAUAUUCUGUUACCUAGCAACAAUGAGAACAGAGUACUGUAACUCUAUCUAAUGCCGACAGUCUCUAUGACAACUUUGAGCUACAGUGGUGUGUCUUUAAAUAGCAUCGGGGGGUUCUUUCCCUCCAGCUCGGUUAUUUAGGAGGAAGAAACAUGAUUGUUAUAUUUGAAUAUUUGAGAGGGUUUUAUUUUAAUAGCCGGAUGUAAAAUAUGAGAAGAGUUUGACCAUUUGAAGCAACUAAUAAGAGGUGUGAGGGGAAGCUGUAAUAACAGGAGUGUGAAGGUGGCCUGUGUGUGAGAGGAGGGGUUUUCGGGAUGUGCAGUGCAGAGCUCCGUUCAGUACGUGCACCUCGCGUCUGACUGUGAUCAGCUUGCUUUCUUCAUGUCCUUGGUUCUGAGGCUUUGUCAAGCUUUUGCUCUAACUUGCAUUUUCUUUCAACUUUACAACAAUUGACAAGCUUAGAACUUAAAGCCCUUGAAAACGUUUAAUUCUUUAAAACAAAUAUUUAUGAAUAACGACGGCGUAUUGGGGCCACAUUGAAGUGGAAAAAAUAAGAUUUUCGAGAAUAAAGUUGUAAUACGAGAAAAAACAAUGAGAGGAAAAAAGUCAUAAUAUGAGAAUAUAGCUGUAAUUUAUUGAGAAAAAGUCAUAGUAUUAUAUUAUUAUGGUAUAAAUAAUUAUAAGCAUGCUGGCCAGUGGUCUGCUCCUUCUGGAUCCAAAAUCUAGAUUAACAAUUAUUUAUGUACAAUUCACGACACCCCUUCAAAAACCUCACAGAUGAAACCAACGAUAAUUGUCCAGUCGACCAUUACCAGCGAUGUUCUCCUCCACAAAAGAGACAAUUUCCUCCAAGUCUCUGUGUUUCUUUCGUCAGGAUAGAUUGAGUUUCUCACUCUAUCUUGUCAAACUCCUGAUACUUGUGAUAAAAUGGUGCAGAUGAGUCAAAGUAUUUUGUUAUUUGAAGUAUAAUUUAACAAGAUAUUCCACAGGCCUCAUUUUAACACAGGCGAGAGGCUGAUCUUCUUACAUUCCCCCUCUCACAUGACACACAUUCUAACAUUUGAAUUUUUCUCAUAUUAUUACUUAUUAAUUCAAGAAAUCUCAGAUUUGUAUCCAUUUAAAAGCCCCUAAUACUACGUUGUAAUGAAUGAAUAAGCGAUAUCAAAAUGUAUAAAAGGGUUAGGUAUUCGUUAUUAAUAGUUUAACUGUCAACAACAGUUUACCUGCUUCAUCAAGACUGUGUAGUUUGAUUUGAGUGAGUUAGUGUUUUUAUGUACAUUUUCAAUCUGCAUAAAAAGGAAAGCCUUCAGUGGAAGAACUGUUUCUCCACUGACCUGAGGAGGCAGAGGCGAUGUGUCACAGCUGAUGAAGUGGGAUGCAAACAGACGUAGGGAUUAAAGUAGAAUGAACAAGCAAGGGACUCAAACGAAGGAGUAAAAAGAAGCAGCAGAUAACAUCAUCUGUGUGGAGCAAUGAGGAGACUUUAACGUUUUUCAGAUUUAUACGUGACACAAGCACAAAUUUUACUUUUCCAUGUUGCUGGAGAGGUUUGACGUCGUCACGACGCCCUGCAGACUAUUCUCGAGCUCAGAAAGGAGUGAAGAGUGGUGGAUGCAAACGUACAAGAAUUCACAUUUUCUUUUGGAACAAAGUUGAAAUUUGACCUAAAUUGCGAUGGAAACUUGGCAAGUGACCAAACAGCUGUCACCACAUUUGGAUUUAAACGUUGCCGAGUCCUGAUUGGUGCAAGAAAGCAUGUGAAAUCUCCUUUAUCCCAACCCCUGCCUAUUUCAACUUAGUGGGAAAAAGUUCUCAUGUCCUCGUAUUCAAAUGCAUCAGUGUUGGUUUUCAAAAUGCUAAACGAGAACUACGUGAAUAUCAAACCUGGUGACUUGUUUGUUUUCUUUCCUUCUCUUUUUGAACAUGCAGUGUUUCCUGAAUGUUAACGUUCCUCAUCUUUUUAUAUUCAGUCCUGACGUGCAUCAGUCCUGUAAAUGUCAGCCUGUUGAUUUAGGCCACCAAAGGGAAGAAAUGUGUCGCUACGGUAACACAAACACCCCUUUUCCUCUUUUUUCCCUUCUUUUUUCUACACAACUGAAAUACUGUGUUUGUAUUCUCAUGCGUGACUUUUGUUUCUUGAAUGACUGGAUGUGCUACACGAGGCAGCUGCAUUGCUUAUGAGAAUUACUUUUUUCUUUGUAUAAUUUGCAUAUGCAUGUGAAAAUAAUAAGCGUAUCUGUUCUGCCACGGUAGCAUUUUUUGUUUUAUUUCUCAUGGACGGCAUCAUUUUUAGGAUAAGCUUCUUUUUUGGACAUUGUAGUUUACACAGGGUGAAUCUAAAUCUGUAAAAACUAAACUUGCAAUGAAGGGAAAUGUGAAUAGCAUGUUAAGUACCGUAACUUGUAAUCAACACCAUGGGCUUAUUUUUAUUUAAUUUUUCUAAGCUAGUGUUUUUAAAAUGGUCUUGGUUUACACGUCUGUAAUUAGACCGUUCCAUUUCCUUUUCUUAUCAUCUUUGUUUUUCAAACUGUUUUCUGUUUUUAUAUACUGUACCACAGUGGUCGACCUAAAGCCUGGUGAACAGUUCCACUGUUGUAGAAGACUUUUAACCUUUGUUGUGAUGCAUCCACACUAACAUCCGGUGCCAAAACAGUCACCUGUCUCUCUGUAAACCACGGUGAUCUUUGGUUUUUAUGCAUAUCAAUAUGUUCUCCUGAACAGUGUUUCGUCUGUUUGUUUCCAGAAACUAGCCUACAAACUGUACAUUGAGAAAAUACAUAAAAAAUGUAGAAUAAAAAUAGUUUUUCAUAA